Messenger RNA from Chiloscyllium plagiosum (whitespotted bambooshark), 406 nucleotides. The record is from RefSeq and is a predicted model, not a curated record. Lineage: Eukaryota; Metazoa; Chordata; Chondrichthyes; Orectolobiformes; Hemiscylliidae.
GGAUUUAUGGAGCAGUUUGCAGGAACGAGUUCGCACCCGGGGAAAGAGGCUCAGUGAUGCAGAAGCAGUUCACAAAUGCAGCCAGGACCUCUGUGAUGCUUUGACCCAUAUCCAGGAGAAACUGAAAAGUUUUCCUGAUGAAAUUGCAAAGGACCUGCGGGGUGUUCAGGCACAACUGCGGAGACAUGAGGCCCUGGAACAUGAGCUGUCUGGGGCCGAACAGCAGCUGCAGGCGUUGGUGGAUGCAGCUGAUGAGGUCCUGCACCAAUGCACUACACAGCAGAGUGCGGCCCUACAGGAGAAACAACAGGCUGUUGUGGAAAACUGGGAGAUGCUGAGAGCUAAAGUGGACCUUCGGAGAGAAGACCUGGAACAUGCCUGUAAAAUCCAGAGGUUCCUGGCACAG